This is a messenger RNA of Amoebophrya sp. A120, 2119 nucleotides long. The record is from the annotation of a GenBank genome assembly. Lineage: Eukaryota; Dinophyceae; Syndiniales; Amoebophryaceae.
AAGAGCAAUAGGAAAAGGAAACAACCGAAAACGAACACGAAGUUAGAAUUUCCAUCUGACGAGCUCCCUUGUAGUUGUGUCGUCAGCAAAUUAUCAGCCAAAAAUGAAUCCCUACGAGUACCUCCCCGGCCUGGGAGGGGGCGAUAAAAAGGCGGCUUCCACCAUGGACAAGCAGAGGAAUAUGCUGGACAAGCAGCAAAAGAGCCAGUCCAGCUACACACCAUAUGGCGACAUGGGAUUUGCAGAUCCGAAUUACGGGUAUACUAAAAAUGGAUAUCUAGCAUAUUCAAGCAGUUUUGGGUUGUUGAACGUGAUGAACUUGUCAUGCGUUUUUGCAUGACACAUCUGUCUCAGAGGCAACAGAAGUUUCUGUCUUCAAACAUGCCUAUACUCGAUUCAACUCAGGAGCGCAAGUGCACGGGGCGGUGCCAAGUUCGGAAACGCAAACGAUAAGAGCAAAAAAGCCACCUCAUCACUGAUGCAGGGAUUCGACAAGAUCGAUAUGGAUUACCAGCAGAUGAAGGGCGCAUUCGACGUAUAGAAGAGGGUUUUUGCCACUUGUCAUGCAUGAAAAGCAAACUCAUCUAGUGUCUGUCAUGCUGCAUAAAAUACACUACACAAAAAAAAAAAGAAAACUUUUAUCAGGCCUUCGGAUCCAAGAUGGGAACGGACGCGCAAGGUGGUCUCGGCGGUCUUCCUCUUCAGGCAAACAAGAAGUUCGAGUUUCAGGCAGACAUGCCGAAACUCGCCGAGGGUCGAGAAGAGCGAAUGAAGGGCUUGGGCAAAGCAGCAAUCAGGAGGUUAGCGAGGAGAGGAGGCGUGAAAAGAAUAUCGGCGAAAAUACACAAGGACUGCCGUAUUUGAUGGGAUUUGAUUUGCUGUUUUUUUUUUGUCAUGCUCCCAACACACAAGAUGCGUUGUUUGUCAUGCUGAAUUGCAUUUGAAACCUAUGAUGUUUGUACUUCAACUUCUUGAAAACCUAUCUUCAGGUGACGCGAUGGGUUUCUUCCUGGAAUCAACAUUACAAGACGCGCUGACCUACACCACCCACGCAAAGCGGUCUACCGUGAAGCCAAGCGACAUCGUAAACGCGUUGAAAAGGCGCGGACGGCAGAUCUACGGUUACGGAAACUAGGACAACUGGUUGUAACUGUAUUAAGCGUGGUGACAACUACGCUUCAAGAAAAAAUCACGAUUCCUUGAUGUUUGAUGUUGAUGCUUCACGCCUCAUUACUUCACGUUUAGUAGCAAUAAGAAAAGACAGCUUGAAACGUAGCUCGUUCACUGAUCUCACACCGACGCGCAAAUUUACGUAUCAAUGACCGAGCUUUGUUUCAGAAAGUCUUUAGCGAGCUCCUGAUAUUGAGGCUCCUCGCGCUACAAAUUUACCUUCUUCGCUGCACUCUACUGUUGAUUGGAACAAGCAGACAAGCGAACUUUCAGUGCCUCGGGCGUUUUGCUGUUGCAAGACGCUCGUGCGGAAGAAGUAAACUUGUCUAGCUCACGGGACCUCUGCAGCUUCUCACGUUGCAACUGUUUACCAACCAAUCUUUGAACUGUUCAGAUUAUUUGCGACCCCCGUAGGACUCAUUUAUUUGGCGGCGGAUUUACGUACUUUCUCUUUCACUUCUGUCUUGAUAAUGAAGCCUCAAAAAUACCCCACGAAGACGAAGUUCUGGCUUACGCUUACCCUUAUUUCACCUCCGCAUUACACCCCUUUCAUCGUUGGCGCGCCACGUCCAACGAGAGGAGGCUUGGUAGCCCCAAGCAAAGAUUCUUGAAAAUAACGGAAAUUGAACAACGUACGCAGUUGUGGAAUCGCUGUGGUCCAACGUCACCUAGCAAAGUCAGUAGCAAGACAAAAAACCGAGCGAUUGAAAAAAAAGCAGCCACAGAUCAGGACGUUCCUUUGGUAGGGUCCUCGCCUUGUUCUACGUAUGCCUAAGUCUAGAAGAAAAAUAAUAAUUCAUGCUUUUUGUUUAACAAGUGCCAGGAGCAGAAGGUAGUGCUGUGGAAGCCCUUUGGCAGGAGCGCGAACGAAAAACAUAGUACGGACACAAGAUGAGUUGGCCUGGGUGAUGAGAGCCCGUUUUGAGGGAGUAGAAGCGAAGUGCCUAGA